AUGGCAUCCGAAGAAUUGAUGGCCAGAUUCUGUGAAGUUACGGGUUUAAUGGAUAUUGGUGAAAAGAUAAUUCCAGAAUUUUUCGCGGAAAAUGAGGAAACAAAGAUUGCAAUUCCCCAAAUUUAUAAUUACAUUAAUACGAAUGUUAAUGUUGGUGGUGGUGGUGAUGAUGCUAAUAUUAACAUUAAUGUCGAUGAUGCGAAGAGAAAUCGGAAAAAACGAUUAUUAAUGAUGGAACAAGAAAAAGAUAGAGAAUUUGAAUUAUAUCCUAUUCAAAGUUUAAAAGAUUUGUCACGCAAUUUACCUACCAAUGAAGUUUCGCCAGAUCCUUUUAUCAAUGAAAACAUUCAAUUUACUAUCGAGGAUUUGUGCCCCCUUUAUCACGAAGCCUUAUCGCAAGAAAUCUCCUCUCUUGCAAAAUAUUUUAAAUCAUUGGACGCAAGAGAGCAUGAUGACUUUGAGUUCAUCAAAGAUUUAGAAUUUGAUUUCGAGAAAUCAAUGUACCUCGAAGAACUUCUAAUCGUUAAUAAAGUAAAUAAAGUUCUUGACCAAGAUAUACCGACCAAUGUAUCAGAUAUUAUUUCAUUGGUUAAUAGAGAAGGAUUGGAAGUUGAUUUAAAACUUCAAAGUGACCAAUUAGUACCUGAAGAGACAGGAGUUAAAGCGCCAUUGAAAAUUUUAAAUGAGUGGGGCAUAGAUGAUAUAAAAUUUGAUGCCGAAGAGACAUCAAGUAGUGGAUCGAAAGAAUUCGACGGAUCAACGGCAUUUCAGAAAUCAUUAUGUUUAGAACCAGCUCUUAUUCCUGUAAAAUGUGAUCCGCUAGAACCAGAUCGUAGAAAACGACUAUCCGAUUCUCUUAUAGAAACGCUCAACACUGUGGUCUCUAUUCCACAAAAAUUAGACGAGGAAAUUACACUUCAAGAGGAUCUUGGUACAAUUUUAAAAACCGAGAACCCCACUGAAAAUUGGCGAUCCAUUAUUAUUCAUCAGCCAAUGGAUGAAAUUGGAGGCAUGAAAUUCAAAGAUAAUAUAAUCCCUACUUGCAUCGCUGACAUUUUAUCAAACUCAAAUUCCGUGAAUUCUGAAUUCAAAAUAUUAACAUCUAUCAGUGGGUUGAAAGUUUUAGAAUUAGAUUUACACUGGAAUCCAAUUCCAAUUAAAAAAAUAAAAUUUGUCGAAUUCAAAAUGCUCAUUGAUAUCGAAUUCGCAUAUCAAGAGAGAGAAUUCGAAGAUUUAUGUUGUUGUGGUAAAGGUGGAGACGAUACUUUAGAAAUUUUAGAUGCACAAUUUAUCAUAAAUACUUUGGAAAGUCCAUUGAGAUCGAGAAAAGAAAAAAGAAAGUUUGAUUAUCAACUAAAAAAAAUGGAACUUAAGGAUAACAUUUCUCAUCAUAACUCACAUCACUCAUAUAGUUGUAAUGAAAAAGAUGUUGCUGGUGAGUCCGCAGAUAUACGUGAUUUAUUACAAACUGAUAUGAUGUCUCAAAAAUCUGGAAUAACAAGAAUAGCUGGCGACACAACACGAUGGAAAAGAAAUAAUGGCAUGUCAUCAUCUAAACUUGUCACGGAUAAUAUUCCUGUGUUAAGUAUUAAAGACAAAAUAUCAGAAUGGCUCGUUAACGACUGUAAUUAUGAUUUCACUAUUAAAAAAAAUAUUUCAGGAAGUAAUAAUUUGGAAAGAUCAAUCGAGAUUAUUGAUUUGACUUCCGAACCUUCUGAUGAGAUCUCAGGAUAUAACAAUUGCGCUUCCCAAAGUAGAAACAUUUUCUCUGAUGGGUUUAACAAGAAAAUUGAGAAUCUUUCUUCCCCGAAAAAUCUCGACGAAACAUCUACUGAUCAGAAUGAUAAAAAUAAUGUAUUUUCAAAUUCAACAGUUGAACAUGCAUCCGAAUUUUUCAGAAAUCCGUCAACCUGUAAUGAUGAAGCUUCGACUGUGGAAAAUUUUUUUAAAGUUCCCCAAAAUUACAAGGACCAAACCACAUUUUGCCAUGAUCAAAAUUUGAAAAUUCAAAAUAAUUCUUUUAAAAAUUUCUUGCAAAAUGUCAAGAGUAAUGAAUUUUCGAUUGAGAGUUCACAAAUUUCCGUGGAUGAUACAGACGAAACACAAUAUGAUUUUGUCGGCUUAAAUAAUUCAACUGACUUCACCGAAUUGAAUACAUCAAAAUCUAUUGAUGAUUUUUUAAUAUUAAGAGGGAAGAUGGAACCAAAUAAACGUCGUAAUAUCGAUUCUAAUAGAAAUGAUGAAGCUUCUACCAACAAUAAUGCAUUGAGUUUGAUUUUGAGUGAAAAUAUGACUCAAAAUGAUCGCCAUAGUUGGUCACUCGUUCAUUCACUGGGUGAUGUUUCAAUGGCAAAAGCCAUAAUCGAUAGUUUAUCAAUGCCCAUAAAUACUCACAAAUAUAUAAUUUCGGCUCGGAUGUUGGUAAAUCGUGGAUUCUUGAUUGCUUUAAAAGGGGACGAUUGCAAGGUGGAACUUAUAGAAAGGGAUUUUGAAUUUAUGAGGCCAUUUUUAUUAGAUAGUGAAUCUGAGACAUUUAAUGUAGAAUGUGAUCUAAUAAUCGACGAAAAUACUGGUAUCAUCUAUUAUCCACUCAAUUUAAUCUCUCAAGAACAUUCUGUUCAUGACGUUGCUCAAACUUUGGUGCGUCUUCACCAAAAAUAUUCGAGUAUCUUUUUAAUCUUUGAGAAUUAUACUUGGAAUCGUCGUCGUGUGACCAGCAAUGAUAUUCUUCCGUAUGCUUAUACAAUGCCUGUCUUAAAAGCGCUUGCUGAAUUGCAAGUUAUUCUAAAAUACAUGUCGUGUGAUACACAUAUAAUGUUUUCACCGUGUGAAGAAAUUUCAGCUCGGUUGGCAAGAAUGGUAGGAGAUAUUUGUGCUACAAACUGUGAAGAUGACUCAAUAGAAAAUAAAGGAUGGAAAGAUAAACAACAUCCUCUCAUAAAUCCAUUUACUGCACAAAUUAUUCUUACCGCUACAACAUUAUCACAAUAUUUUGAAAUGUCACAUGAAGAACGUUAUGCGUUGGUUGGAAGAUGGAUCGAUGAUGCAAAAUUGAGACAAUUUGACGAUAUAAUUCAUCAUGAACUUUUAAAUAAUCCGAACAAUGACACGGAGAAUUUAUUUUCAAAUGAUGGCAUACCUUUGAUAUCGUUAGAUGAAGAGGAUCAAGGUGCUAAUGGAUAUACAGAAUCAGAAUGGGAUACUUAUAAUUAUUGA
Molecule: messenger RNA, 3216 nt
Organism: Diversispora eburnea
Lineage: Eukaryota; Fungi; Glomeromycota; Glomeromycetes; Diversisporales; Diversisporaceae
Source: the annotation of a GenBank genome assembly